Molecule: messenger RNA, 332 nt
Organism: Staurois parvus
Lineage: Eukaryota; Metazoa; Chordata; Amphibia; Anura; Ranidae
Source: the annotation of a GenBank genome assembly
AGCCAUUGAAAAAUACUGUGAGAGCUGUGAUUAGUCACAGCUUGUCACAUGGUACAAGGCUGUUGUGAAUAGCCUUGUACCGUAUUUCACACAUAGUAAGCAAUGAUGUCAGGAAGUGACAUCUUAUUUACUACUAUUCAUGUGAUCACUGAUUGGCCAAUCAGUGAUCACAUGAUCGGGACCUCACACAGGAGGUCCCGUACAGUGAUCGGUGUUCCGCUGUGUCCAGAGGAGCGCGCACAGGCUGUAAAUGCAGAUGCCGUUUAUGAACAGCAACCCGCUCCUGCACUGCUUCCAUCUGCCCGUUUAUGUACAUGAGUCGGACAGGAAGU